UGGUCAAUCUCGACGUCUUAUUGCUAACGCGACUACCACCUUGCAACAGAGAAGAAAACAACAGUUUGAUAGAAAAAAAGAAAAAGGAGGAAGAAAAAAGUAAAAGAGCAAAAAGAGAAAUAAAUUAAUUAAUUAAUUCUUUAAUUAAUUAAAUAAGAAAAAAGAUAUAAAAUCGAAGAAAGAUGGUGCAGAUCAAUGGAAGGUAUCAAUACGUCUCCUCAGAAAAUUUCGAGGAAUAUCUCCGAGCUAUUGGACAGUACGAAACGGCGAAACCCUUUUUGAAUAGCCAACCGAUCAUCGAAAUCUCUCAAAAUGGUGACCAAUGGUCAGUCUCUAUUGAGAGCAAUGGCAAAACUGCUCUGACAACUUUCAAAUUAGGAGAGGAGUACGACGAGAAGAUGCCAUCUUUCAAUGGUACCCUCAAGAGUCGUACUACGAAAGAUGGUGAUAAAUUUGUGACGGAAACUAAAUUGAGUUCAGGUGUAAAAAGCGUUCGAAUUUACGAAUUUACGGAUACCGACAUGACCGUCCAUUUAACGGAGAGCAAUACAGGAGUGAAAGCAACGCGUACAUAUAAGAGACUUUAAAAUGCAUUAUUUCAACAAUUUAGUUUGAAUGAUAUAUAAAAUAACUUUCUAUUAACAUAAUGAAUAAAAUGACUUCGUAAGACUUUUA
Vespa crabro (European hornet) is the source of this 675-nucleotide messenger RNA. RefSeq names its product fatty acid-binding protein homolog 6-like (gene Fabp). Bases 183 to 587 code for a protein of 134 amino acids. Gene Ontology annotation, molecular function: fatty acid binding. Gene Ontology annotation, biological process: fatty acid transport. The transcript is spliced from 3 exons. The record is from RefSeq and is a predicted model, not a curated record. NCBI's taxonomy places the organism in Eukaryota, Metazoa, Arthropoda, Insecta, Hymenoptera, Vespidae. Gene Ontology annotation, cellular component: nucleus; cytosol.